Molecule: messenger RNA, 304 nt
Organism: Racocetra fulgida
Lineage: Eukaryota; Fungi; Glomeromycota; Glomeromycetes; Diversisporales; Gigasporaceae
Source: the annotation of a GenBank genome assembly
AUGGGAAAUCAUUUUUACGCUCCCGGACAACAGCGAGAGGUAUUGCACGGUGACGACCAAUACUAUGAAGACGCCGCAAUACUCUUCUAUGGACAAGCAGCUGUCUGCGAUAGGUGUUACGAUGACUAUAUUCGUCUAAGAUAUAAACACCCUGAACCUUUCGUAUUGAGAUAUUUAAGGGAGCAAGAAGAAGAAGACUCAAGGGAAUAUCAAGAUAGCGGCUAUAAUACCAUGUCCGAUAAUAGCUACGGCACUGAUAAAUCUAGUAAUGCAAAAUAUCCCGAUAAUGAAAUUUUGAGAGAAA